CAUAGUUGAAAGUGAAAGACCACAACUAAAACAUUGACUGGCCUCAAACUUGCCAAGCACGAACCCAAAACCCCACAAUGCCUCCGAGACGCAGAAACAAACCCAAUCCAAACAUCAACCGCCGAUCGGCCGUCAAGAAUUUGGAGCCUUCCUUGAAAGAAGAAGAAGAAGAAGGAGAGAAAGUGUCAACUCAUGAGAUUUUUACCAAAGGAACGCCAGUUGAGGUUAGCAGUGACGAAGAGGGUUUUAAUGGUGCUUGGUUUGCUGCAACUAUAGUGGAAGCUGUGGGGGAGGACAAGUUCCUUAUUGAAUACCAGAGUUUGAGGACUGAAGAUGAUUCAGCAUUUUUGAGAGAAGAGAUUGAUACGCUGCACAUACGACCUUGUCCACCCGAAACUGUUGUUGAUCAUUUCAGUUUGCUUCAAGAGGUUGAUGGAUAUUACAAUGAUGGUUGGUGGGUUGGUGUGAUCUCAAAGGUUCUUAGGGGCUCAAGAUACAUAGUCUACUUCAGGGGCACCUAUGAGGAAAUUGAAUUUCAGCACUCUGAGUUAAGGCUUCAUCAGGAUUGGAUUGGUGGCAAAUGGGUUAUGGCUUCUCAGGCUUUGCAUCUGUGAUUACUGGUUCAAAUGGAAAGGUUUCGUACGAGUACUUGUUAUGGUAGUGGAGGUUAAGUUACAAAACUAGCCCUUGUAAUCAAGAAGCAAUCUUGAACUUCUGAAUUUGGUAGACUCUUUUGUGGCUAGUGUCAAGUGUUAGUUGCAACUUUCUUUUCAUUAUGAUACUUGAAUGCCCUUGAAUUGAUUGAACUUGAAUGGCUUCUGCGAUUUGGUACAAGGCAUUGGAUGGGGUGAUUUUGUGUUUGUUCAAGGUUGGCUUGGUUGAAUGAUCAGAAUCUAAUCCAAAGUUUCUGGUUUAUGCCUCUCAUGGCUUCUGGUUUUGGUCCAAAAUCCAAAGUUUGCAAGAAAUCUGCUUGAGAA
Prunus dulcis (almond) is the source of this 977-nucleotide messenger RNA. RefSeq names its product protein AGENET DOMAIN (AGD)-CONTAINING P1-like. Lineage: Eukaryota; Viridiplantae; Streptophyta; Magnoliopsida; Rosales; Rosaceae. The transcript is spliced from 3 exons. The coding region runs from base 78 to 614 and encodes 178 amino acids. The record is from RefSeq and is a predicted model, not a curated record.